Messenger RNA from Aspergillus vadensis CBS 113365, 302 nucleotides. RefSeq lists its product as uncharacterized. The record is from RefSeq and is a predicted model, not a curated record. NCBI's taxonomy places the organism in Eukaryota, Fungi, Ascomycota, Eurotiomycetes, Eurotiales, Aspergillaceae. The coding region runs from base 67 to 216 and encodes 49 amino acids. The transcript has 2 exons.
GUCCAUGGCGUUGCCUCGUACGGAACUUGAUGCUACCUAGGUCACGCUUCUCCCCUUGCCACGAUAAUGUGGAGCCCGGGAAUCACUCUGGGCGCAGGUGAAGUUUUCUCUCAUCGAGGGUCUUUCUCUUCUGCCUAUUUCGACAAUAAGAAUGAUACUCGACACACAAUCCCAGUUUGUCCCAUUGAGUUUCAAAGGAGGCAUUGCCUGUUCUGAAGGUUUGGGAGGACGAGAAGCUUCUCAAGGUGAAUUUUAGGUAAUUUCUAGUGCAUUACGCGGAAAAUGAUGUCUCAGUGGAUUAC